CAGACACCUGUCUUCAAUCACCCGCGUAUGGCGUCUAGGAUCGUUGUAAACACUCUGAGGGCUUCAGCCCGGCCACGAGCCCUCCCUACCGUUACUCGUGCGGUCAAUGCCCGUGCCAUGAGCUCCUCGAAUCCUCCGCCCUCCGAACGCGCCUCCGAAAUUAUCAACAACUUGCCCUCUUCUCAGAAUCUCGUCACGAAAACCGGGACGGUCAUCCUGGGUACUGGUUUGCUUGCCACGGCCAUUUCGCAAGAGCUCUACGUACUUAACGAGGAGACCGUUGUUGCCGCUGGAACUUUUAUUCUUCUCGCGUUCCUUGCCAAGCUUAUUCGAGAACCUUACAAGGAGUGGGCGGAUGGACAUAUACAACGUAUUUGGGGUGUGCUGGAGAGUUCUCGUGCAGAGCAUACUCAAACCGUUAAGGACCGCAUCAACUCCGUUGAGCAGAUGAAAGACGUUGUAUCUCUGACCGAGGGCCUCUUUGCUCUUUCCAAGGAGACGGCAAAGCUUGAAUCUGAGGCAUUCGUGCAACAGCAGAAGGUUGCUCUCGCAUCUGAGGUCAAGGCAGUUCUGGAUAGCUGGGUUAGGUUUGAACAGCAAGCUAAGGAAAGCGAGCAGACGGAGCUUGCCAAAAGCGUCAUCGACAAAGUUCUAAGUAGCAUCAAAGAUGAGAAGACGCAGAAAGAAAUUCUGGCUAAUGCUGUUGCGGAAGUUGAGCAAUUGGUGAAAAACAAGGCGAUCUAGAGUCGCCGUCUGACCAUGGCGGACUUAGAUUAUAUCACUAUCUCCUUUUUUAAGUGAGAACGCCUUGUGAGGGGUGUUUCUUGCGCUCUACGUACUUGAUAGAUGUAGUACACCCCGCCUGAAGAUAUUUCAUGUGCUCACUGAAUGUUGAGGAUUGAAUAUUGAAUAUUGAAACUUAAUCCAACCGUGA
Messenger RNA from Serpula lacrymans var. lacrymans S7.9, 934 nucleotides. It is a transcript of the gene ATP4, whose product is annotated as subunit B of the stator stalk of mitochondrial F1F0 ATP synthase, ATP4. Bases 28 to 744 code for a protein of 238 amino acids. The record is from RefSeq and is a predicted model, not a curated record. Gene Ontology annotation, biological process: proton motive force-driven ATP synthesis. Gene Ontology annotation, molecular function: proton transmembrane transporter activity. The transcript is spliced from 6 exons. NCBI's taxonomy places the organism in Eukaryota, Fungi, Basidiomycota, Agaricomycetes, Boletales, Serpulaceae.